GGCACCCAUUCGUCUCCAUUCAGAUUUGUUUUGUUAGUUCAACCACAAUACACGAGAUUCCUUCCAUUAAAUAAAUACAUAUUAACCAUGGACCAACGAAGUGUUAUUGUUAUGGCUGUUUUUCUCUUCACAUUCAUUGUAUCGAGUAGCUUCGGACAGUUAACCUUUACACCACAAUGGGGAAAACGAUCAUCCGGCAGUUCGUCCUUGAAUUCUGAUUUCUCUAAUCAAUCCGAUAUGUGCAAAACAUCGAUGGAUUCAGUGAUGUUCAUUUACAAACUGAUUCAGGCCGAGGCACAAAAGUAUUUGGAAUGCAAUCAAAAAUAAACCAUUUUGUGGAACUGUCACGCCGCAGAACUGGUGCUCUCAAUAACGUGUGUAAUGGACAUUGUAUUAUGGAAAAAAUUAACCGGAUAGAUAGUGUUGAUGAUAUUUUACUGUAGAAAUAAUUUCAUUUAAAACAAAAAUAUGUACUGGCAUAAGUUAUGGACACAAAUAAAGGAAACUUUUACUUUAA
This is a messenger RNA of Bradysia coprophila, 517 nucleotides long. RefSeq names its product Adipokinetic hormone (gene Akh). The record is from RefSeq and is a predicted model, not a curated record. Gene Ontology annotation, cellular component: extracellular region. Gene Ontology annotation, molecular function: hormone activity. Lineage: Eukaryota; Metazoa; Arthropoda; Insecta; Diptera; Sciaridae.